ACCUUGCGUUGAGGACAGUGUUUCCUGAAAGGUUUGUUGUCAUUUACAUGGAUACGGGCUGCUUCAUCCUGUGAUGCUGCGGCGCUAACGGAUGAAGAUCUUUUAGAAAAAAAAAAUCACAUUAAAGUGUGAUAAUGAUGGACGAGAGUACAGAGCUGUCUGUCUCUAUAACGCAGAUAGUUCAACGGCUCAAAGGGACUCAUUUACACUCUCAGCUGGAGAAACAGGCUAAAGAAUGUAUGCACAAACCCGAAAUUAAACUAGAAACACUGAAAGAUGAUGUGAGAAGAUUGUUAAAGGCAUCAGGUUGGGAGAGAAAAUUACAAAAUGCAGUUUACAGAGAAUUACACAUUCUGCCUCCCCCUGGGAACCCCAGAGCACCUCCUGAACACACCAAAGAGCCCCUGGCAUAUAUGCGCAAAGCCCAGUUGAGCUGGGAGAAGAGGAUCCUGAAGAGUUUGAACAGUAUGUGCACGGAGUUGGGAAUCCCACUGGCACGGAAGCGUCCCGUCCUAGAGCAGAAAGAGCUGACAAAUAAAUGGAAUGAGAUGGGAACUGAUGAACCAGACCUAAGCAAAUUCAGGCCUGUCUACGCACCCAAAGACUUCCUUGAGGUGCUGAUUGGUUUAAGAAAUCUGAAUAACAAUCGCAGUGAAGAUCUCACAGUAAGAAGCAACUGGGGUUUAAUCCAAGUUUCCCUCAACAUCCGUGACAUUCCUCAAAUGAGGGAAACGUAUCCAGAACUGGGUCUUACUUAUGGGCAGCUUGGUAUAGAUGAUCACACUCAUGUUCCCCCAGAUUUGUUUGAGAGUGAGCACAUUCUCAUUGGGAAAAAAGUGGUGAGCGAGCAAGACAGUGCAGCUGCGCAGCAGUACAGCAGGCAGGGCUGCCCCACGGGUCUCAGGGCCCAGUUAUGGACUCUCAUCCUGAACACAACUGAUGAUCCUGAGGUCAUAACACAUUAUGAACAGCUGAAGGCCAGAGUCAUACAUCAUGGCCUGCUUGUGGACAACCUAAUAUAUAAGGAUGUGAAGCUCACUGCAAGUAAUGACGAUUACUACUUUGUGUUUGAGGACUAUUUAUAUCAGGUCUUGCUGUGUUUUUCUAGAGACACUGCAGUCCUUGAGCAUUUCAACUACAACAGUGCGACGCCACCCAAAUCUCACAUCCAAAGCAAGUCUGGCUCAGAGCAGUGUGCUGUGGUUUACCCCCCAAAUGGUGUCAUCCCAUUUCAUGGCUUCUCAAUGUACGUGGCCCCUCUGUGUUUCUUAUAUAAUGAGCCAUCUAAGCUGUACAGCGUGUUUAGGGAGAUGUAUAUUCGCUAUUUCUUCAGAUUACACUCCAUCUCCUCACAUCCAUCUGGUAUAGUGUCUCUGUGCUUGCAGUUUGAGAGGUUACUGCAGACCCAUCUUCCUCAACUGUUCUACCAUCUACGAGAGAUUGGAGCACAACCGUUGCGUAUUGCCUUUAAGUGGAUAGUCCGAGCCUUCUCAGGAUACCUGUCCACUGACCAGCUCUUGUUGUUAUGGGACCGUAUCCUAGGAUAUGGUUCCUUAGAGUUAGUGGCAGUCCUGGCUGCUGCAGUCUUUGCCUUCCGAGCUGAAAACCUAAUGGAAGUGACAUCACUGGCAUCAGCUGAGGCUGUUCUUGCUGACCUCUCAACUCUGAAGGUGAUGCCCUUGCUGCAGAUCUUCCUCUUCGCCACUUCCGUCUGAGGACCCGUUUGUGUGUGUUGGUGGCUGGAUGUUCCAGUCCAUUUUGAUUUCAUGUUCACUCUUAAUGGAUAGUUCACCCACAAAUGAAAAUUUACUCAUCAUCAUUUACUCACCCUCAUGUCAUUCCAAACUUGUAAGACUUUCUGCCUUCUGCGGAACACAAAGUAAGAUAUUUUGAAGAAUGUUGGUAACCAAACCAUUUUGGUUACCAUUGACUUUCAUUGUGUGUACAAAAACACUGACAUUUCUCAAAAUAUCUUCUUUUAUGCUCCACAGAAGAAAGUCAUACAGGUCUGGAAUGACAUGAGGGUGAUAUGUCAAAAUAACAAUUUUAAUUUUUGGGUGAAGUGUUCCUUUAAGUAGCAAUAUGGCAAUAAAGCGACUUUCCUUUUCACCUGACAUAACCAAUUCCUCUAAGUUAUGAACCCUCCCGUCUAACCAUCUUGCUCCAUUCUGGUAUGUAACUACCUCUCACAAUCCACUGAAUUCCAAAAGGAUAAAUUAUAGGGCCAUCCCACUUUCAUCCUUUUUCCACAGAAAUGCAUUCGAUUACAGGAGUAUAAUGAAUUGCCAAUGCCCCAUUUUAGGUUGCAUUGCAUUCAAUGCAUAGUUUGAUCUGUAAUAGUGGCACAUGGGACAGAAUAAUGGUAUAUGAGCCAUAUGCAGUGUCUUUAUUAUCUUAAACAUUCCUUUUUGAACAUAUUCUUAUUUAUGAAUGUUAUGAAUGUGUUGAUGCCAUAUUAUCACUGCUAACCUAAAAGAAUACUAUGUAACUCCCAGUGUUGUUAUUGUUAAUUAAAACUAAAACUACAAAAAAUCAAUUUUCUUAAUCUACUGCCCUAGUGAAAAUAAAUAUACCAAAAUGUAUUUGAAAUACAUUUGUGUUAUGCUAAGUAUACUGCAAAUUCAUGUACUUAAUAUAAAUACCCUGCAAUUGUACUUUUGGUAUACUGAAUUGAUAUACAUAAAGUCUUCUAAAUUGGAACUACUUAUUUUGUACUUAAUACACUUUAGUUUUCCGGAAGUAGCACUGAGGUCCAACUAAAGAUACACUGAAGUAUAUUUGAUUGCGCUAAUAUGGAACUAUUGCAAGUAUACUUUAGGUACACUUUAAAUAUCUUGCAUUUUAAGACUGAUAUUAUACAGCGAUCAUACUAUCCUUACUAAAAGUGAUAUUAAAACACAUUUUAGGCUUAAUAUUAAGAAAUGUGCAUUGUGCAAUAAAGACGUACUUAAUUAUAAUAUUUAAGUAACUUUAAGUACCUUAAUUAUAAUAUUGGUGUGUUUUUUUUUACUAGAGUGAUUAAUCUACUGAUGACAGAAUUAAAUGAAGAUGCUGUGCUUCAUGCCACAUAGCUAAAUAUCAUGAAUGAAAAAUCAAUAUGGUCUUCCAUGAAAAUGGGGUUCAUUUUGUAGGAUAUUUUAGAUGUUAACGGUUGUAGUGUAAGUUUUAAAGAUUAGGCCUUAAGGAUCUUUGGCAUAGUGGAAGUCUUGAAAUUAUAAUAGAUCCCAUCUACUCCGGUUAAGUUGCUCUUGUUAGUCCUUGAAUUUGGAUGAGAAUUCAUCACACUAUGAACAUAAAUGUAAUUUGGAUGACAGAAGAAGCACUGAUUGAGAUGCGUGUUUUGCCUUUCAUAUUGGCAUAAUGGCUGUUUUGUGUGACUAAUAAUAUGCCCAGAACUUGUUACACUUCCUGACAUCACCAAAAAUGUUAUUGAUUUAUUUGAAAGGAAAUGCAGUUAAUUUUGAAGUCACACAUCAAAUAAAUUGUGUUCUUUUGUCAGUAUCAUCUGAACAGGGGACACUUUAGACAACUCUGCAUGUGCAAUAAUGUAACAUACAUUUAGCUUUUUUAUGCAGAUUUGCAUGUUAAAAAUUGCCUAAAAUACAUUUUAAAAUGUUAAUUCAUUAUUCAAUAAAAACUGUACAUUAUA
Molecule: messenger RNA, 3649 nt
Organism: Megalobrama amblycephala (Wuchang bream)
Lineage: Eukaryota; Metazoa; Chordata; Actinopteri; Cypriniformes; Xenocyprididae
Gene: tbc1d19
Product: TBC1 domain family, member 19
Exons: 21
Coding region: 135-1715 (526 amino acids)
Source: RefSeq, a predicted model, not a curated record